CUGGGCUGCGGCGGCGGCUGUCCAUAGCCGGAGGCCGCGGCGUGCGCUGCGGUAGGAGCGGCCGCGGGUGCCAGCGGGGGGACGCGGCCCGACGCUACAGGUGUGCCAAAAUGUCAGAAAGAUCAGAUAUUCUUCACUUCAAGUUUGACAAUUAUGGGGAUUCGAUGUUACAGAAAAUGAACAAACUGAGGGAAGAAAACAAAUUCUGUGAUGUUGUGGUCCAUAUAGAUGACGUUGAAGUUCACGGGCAUAAAAUUGUAUUUGCUGCUGGCUCUCCCUUUUUAAGAGAUCAGUUCUUACUAAAUGACUCCAGAGAUGUAAAAAUCUCUAUACUACAGAGUUCGGAAGUGGGGAGGCAGCUGCUUCUAUCCUGUUACAGUGGCAUUCUGGAGUUUCCUGAAAUGGAACUGGUAAACUACUUGACUGCUGCAAGCUUUCUGCAGAUGAGCCACAUUGUUGAACGAUGUACACAGGCCCUCUGGAAGUUUAUAAAACCGAAGCAGCCGUUGGAGAGCAAGGAGUGUGAACAGCAAAGUGACUCCUCUGAGCUGAAGGAACAUCAAGGAGACGACGACUCUCUGCAGCAAGAUUCACCUUGUAUUCAACCUUCAGAAGACAGUAUGGACAUGGAGGAUAGUGAUAUUCAGAUCAUCAAAGUGGAGUCCAUUGGGGAGGUAACAGAAGUUAGGAAUAAGAAGGAUCAGAACCAGUUUAUUUCUUCUGAACAAACUGCACUGCAUUCCUCAGAGCCUCAACACUUUCUUAUCAACUCCACUGUUGAAAACAGAGCAAGUGAAAUAGAGCAAAACCACCUCCACAACUAUGCCCUUUCAUAUGCUGGCAGUGAUAACAUCAUUCUGGCCUCUAAAGAUAUGUUUGGGCCUAACAACCGAGGUAUAGACAAAGGCCUCCAGUGGCACCAUCAGUGUCCAAAGUGCACAAGAGUAUUUCGGCAUCUGGAGAACUAUGCUAAUCACUUAAAGAUGCAUAAACUAUUUAUGUGUCUCCUCUGUGGCAAGACAUUCACUCAGAAAGGCAAUCUCCACCGGCACAUGAGAGUGCACGCAGGCAUCAAACCGUUCCAAUGUAAGAUCUGUGGGAAAACGUUCUCUCAGAAAUGUUCCUUACAGGACCACCUCAACCUGCACAGUGGGGACAAGCCCCAUAAGUGUAACUACUGUGACAUGGUUUUUGCGCAUAAACCCGUUCUGAGGAAACAUCUCAAACAGCUACACGGUAAAAAUAGCUUUGACAAUGCCAAUGAAAGAAACGUUCAAGACAUAACAGUGGACUUCGAUUCAUUCACAUGUAGCGCUGCUACAGACAGUAAGGUCUGUCAGCAAGCUGAUGCAAGCCAGGUACUGGAUGCAGGGAAGCUGCCUCAGGCUGUGCUCAGUUUAAGAAAUGAUAGUACCUGUGUCAAUUAAGCAAUUAAAAACAGCCCUUUGUAGGGAUCGUGACUGAGAAGAGCAAACAGUUGGUUUGGGCUCUUACCUAAACUAGUGGUAUGCCCUGAAAGGCUACGGAUGGAUGGAUGGAUGGCGGGUUGGAUUGCAAAACCUGGCAGGUCUUCAGCCAUCGUUCUUAGUCUUACUUGAUAUUUUCUGUGAAUAGCAAUCUUCCUUCAGGUUUCUGUCUGUGUCUCUACUGUGGAUUAUGGGGUUAAUUGUUUCAUUUCUCUCUGAUUAGGAGACUCAAGACUAACACCUUUUGAAAGACUGUUGCUGUGGGCUGCAAGUAAACCAUCUGCUGUACAGUUAGAGGCCUCUCUGUGUCUGGGCAGAUGGAGGAAAGAGCAAAGAGGACAAGUCUGUGAGA
Molecule: messenger RNA, 1818 nt
Organism: Gymnogyps californianus (California condor)
Lineage: Eukaryota; Metazoa; Chordata; Aves; Accipitriformes; Cathartidae
Gene: ZBTB26
Product: zinc finger and BTB domain containing 26
Exons: 3
Coding region: 111-1427 (438 amino acids)
Biological process (GO): regulation of cytokine production; regulation of immune system process; negative regulation of transcription by RNA polymerase II
Molecular function (GO): protein binding
Source: RefSeq, a predicted model, not a curated record